Messenger RNA from Caenorhabditis briggsae, 3597 nucleotides. RefSeq names its product Protein CBR-CAMT-1 (gene Cbr-camt-1). The record is from RefSeq and is a predicted model, not a curated record. Bases 1 to 3597 code for a protein of 1198 amino acids. Gene Ontology annotation, cellular component: nucleus. The transcript has 17 exons. NCBI's taxonomy places the organism in Eukaryota, Metazoa, Nematoda, Chromadorea, Rhabditida, Rhabditidae. Gene Ontology annotation, biological process: regulation of transcription by RNA polymerase II. Gene Ontology annotation, molecular function: transcription coregulator activity; protein binding; double-stranded DNA binding.
AUGCAACAACAGUCUGAGCAGCAGAAUCUGAGCAAUAAUCAUUUUCAAAGCGGAAUUCAGCUCCAUUACCCCUCCGAUCCUCUCCAAACCAGUUCAAAUGCUCCAUAUCCAUCGGCAAUCGAGUAUUUUUCCGACUUCAAAACAGAAUGGAAUACUAAACCGGAAAUCCUCAAUAUAAUCCUCGCGGCAUGUGCUGACCCCUAUUCCAACUGUAUCAAAAAUCAAUCCUCUCCAAGGCCGUGUUCAGGCUCUCAAUUCAUUUUCCCGCGUCUCGACGGUUCGUGGUUCAAAAGCGAUGGGUACAUUUGGCGAAAACGGAAUAAUGGAAGAAAUAGCCGAGAGGAUCAUUUAAAAUUGAAAGUUCGCGGGCAUGACCAAGCCAUUGAGGCCAAAUAUGUGCAUUCUGCAAUUGUACCAACGUUCCAUAGAAGGGUUUACUUCUUGCCAGAUAGUCCCUACGUGCUGGUACACUAUCUGAAUGAGAAAACGGACAACAAAUUGGACGAUCAGGCUGAGGAAAUUGCGAGGAGCAUGAUUACUAACAACGUCUUGGUGUCCCUACAACAGCUUCAUGAGCAGCUAUUCCCGAUAUUCUACCAAGACGCGGAUCAGCUAGUCAUCGAAGUGAAUGAACAUUUGAAAAAGAAAGGGAUCAACUUACCAACAUCUCCUCUACCUCAAGAACCAGCUACCACUACACCGAAAGCACCGCCACCCAUAGCAUCGGGAGCUCGGGAAUUGGAACGACGGAAUUCGUGUAGUUCGGCUUUCCGAAAAGGAUUGUCUUCAGUGGCAUUGAGAAGACAACCAUCGGCGAACAGUGAGAUUGAUGCAAAUCAUAUUGGCACGAUGCUCAAACGCUUCGGCUGUAACAACACCUCCUCUCCCGACAAAACCGUCGUCCCAGCGAUUCACACAUUCCAAGCCAUCCGCUCAGCGCACGCCAACCACCAAGCAAUGGAAUCUCGCUCCCCAUCCGGUGACGGUGAUUCCAGACCGAUCACUUUCGACGAAGACGCCUCCUACCAACAACUCUCCAUCAAAUCCUCCUCGACACCAGCUAGCGCGUUCGCCGAGAAGAUGAAAAUUCGAAGUGGGUCUCAAGAGUCGCCGAUGGGACCACCAGCUACGCCGUCGUCCUCGAUCAACUCUUCUUCUCUGAUCCCCAUUAUCGAAAUGAGUCCGUCCAGCUCAUCGAUAAAAGGAGGUCAAAAGAUGCUGAUCGUUGGAGGGUACUACCGAAAAGGUCAUGGUUAUAAGAUCUCAUUUGGAAGAGGAAGAAUGAUGUCAGCGAAUUUGAUACAUGCUGGUGUCCUGUCUUGUGUUAUACCACCAUCGGUUAGAGCGGAAGUGGUCCAGGUGCAGGUGUUUUGUAAUGGGCAGCCCAUCUCCACAGCCGUCGAGUUUACUUAUGAGCAACCACCAGAGCAGCUGCAAAAGGAGAACGAUGAGAAGUUGAUGCAAAUUUUUGAGAAGAUCCGGAUUAUUGCAUGCGCCUUUAAUGCGUACUCGUCGGUUGAGAACAUUCAAUCAUCAUCAUGCAUGGAAUCUGUCCUAACAAACCUCGUACACCAAAUCGACAACGAAAUCUCCCAUUCUCACCAUCAAACGUUCCGAAUGGAACUCCUAAAUGGGCUCAGUCAAUUCCCAUCGAAAACUGUUCUUCACCUAACUGCCGCGUUUGAUUAUGAACGGCUAUUCGAAGCACUGAUCGACCUGGGCCGGAAAGUUCCAGCAUGCCGAGAGCUGGAUAUUAUGGCGAGGGACUCGGACGGAAGUACCCCAUUGCAUACUGCAUUUAGGUGUCAUUCCGAGAAAAUUGUUCGGUUGAUAAUGUCGAUCGAUGAGAGUGCAAUGCAUGUGAUGGAUGAUCGAGGGAGGACAGCGGCCGAGUUGGCUCCAGAUGAUUCGAUUGAUAUGGUCUCCGAGAAAAACAACGAGGAAGAGCGAGUCAACGCGACCGAAUUGUGGGUGAUGACAAACGGAAAAGCGUUCACCAGUGAGACAUUGCUCAACGGAAGGUCAAAUGACAAACCAGACGAACUCAUCCGUGACUCCUCCUACUCUAUCAUGUCUGAAAUGUACGAAGGACCAUCUAUCCUCCAGACAGGAACUUCUCGAGAAUGUGACGAGGAUUGUGAGUCAUGCUGCGAUGCAAAAUGUAUGGGACAGCUACAUGUGGAAAUCGCAAUGGAUACGGAUGUUCAUGUACCGGAUUCUCCUAAAAUGGCUCGGUUGUUUCAAGCAGUUACCAGUCCUGGAAUCAUGGUGACACCGAAUGUGCGCGCGAGAAUGGCAGAUUUGGCGAGACAGAUUAUUGAGGCGUUGCCGGAGAGGAUAAAAGGAAAUUCGGAAGUUUCGUAUCGAGAUGAAGAGGAGCAGAAUUGUAUUAUGAAUAAUUGUGGAGGGAUGUUUUAUCAACAACCGGGUUCCUCGAUGACCGCAGAGUCUGGAAUUGUGGACGAUUAUAUUGAUAUGAUGACAGCGGAGUCGAGGGCAGACUUAUUCCCAGAACAAGCGCCACUGUCCACGGAAACGACCACCGAAACAAGCACCAGCGCUCUCACUUCUGCACAAUUGUUCGCCACCAAUUUCUAUUUUCAGUUCUUCGACGAUCGAUCAUUCGCUUCUUCAUCUACAAGGGCAAAUACAUUUGAAAGUGAUAGUUUGGAGUUUGACAAAGAUCUCGGCGAAUUCUUCUCUCAUCACGUGGACCGCUUCGUCGACCCAAUUCAGCAGCGACUUGCGAACCUUAAGUAUAACGAUGACGAGCAACGGGACGUUUACGAAGCGGCGAUGACAAUUCAACGAGCCUAUCGUGUGUACCGUGCUCGGAGCACGACUCGCCGACAGGAGGAUUUGGAGAGACGAGCAGCGUUGAAGAUUCAAGGUUGCUAUAGAAGAUACAAACAGUUUUGCUAUCUGAAGAAACUUCAUAAUGCCGCCAUUGUGAUGCAGAAGCAUUUUCGAAUGAGAAAGCGCAACGACAAGGAAGAGAACAACGCUGCCGUUGAAGCGGUGAUUGCCAGUGUCCCAGAACAUCCAACACUCGAUGGACAAACAAUUUGCAUUCAAGUUCCAAAAACCAACUCAACUUUGCUCCGCGAAAGAGCCGCGACGACUAUCCAGGUCGCCUAUCGUUAUAGACACCGGAAGAGGCAGGCGGCCGCUAGGAAGAUUCAGAACUUUAUGAGACAAAAUCGCAAUAAUGGGAUCCUAGAAGAUGGUCAUUCUCAACGAUUUAUUACGCAAAAUGCACGCGCAAAACGAAGACGGUGCGUCGCUUGUCCAUCAAAAAAUGAACGCCAACAAUCAGCAACAACAACGGAUCUCACUGGCGAGCAACGGAACAACAGAGAUACCAUCCAUCUCAACCAUGACCCCGCCACCACCAUCAUCUCAGACUACCCAAACAUUCCACGUGGCUGCUGCACAAGCUCCGCCCCCUCACCAUCAGCCACGCCCACAAUAGUUAAUCUCCCACCAAGUCCCCAAUUUCAUCGGCCAACACCAGCAACAACAAUGCCACGUCAUCAUCAUCAAUGGGACCAACUGAAGCCGCCUGUAGCGUCAUACGGUUGCGGAACACUUGCAUAA